Messenger RNA from Bradysia coprophila, 846 nucleotides. RefSeq lists its product as uncharacterized. NCBI's taxonomy places the organism in Eukaryota, Metazoa, Arthropoda, Insecta, Diptera, Sciaridae. The record is from RefSeq and is a predicted model, not a curated record. Gene Ontology annotation, cellular component: extracellular matrix.
UACGGAAAUUAAAUGGCAGUUCAUGGAGAAAAUUUAAAUAACUAAAUCAUGAAUUAUCAAUUUAAAAUAUUUUCACUCCUAUUUCUGCAGGGAGCUUUUCAAUUUUUAAAAUUAUAUGGUUAUCCAGAUGUUAUACCAACGCUGUGCAACAGAACAAAUGCGGAACCUGUAACGGAUGAUGAAGUCGGUUCGGGAGAUAUUUAUAGUGAAUCUGAUGAUUUUACGACGGACGACGAUGACGAAUUUCUUCCACCACCUAUGUCACCACCACCGUUGAACAGAGAAUACGGUGGAUUCAAAGGCGAAAAAGGCGAUCGAGGUCCUAAAGGUCCUCCAGGUGAAACGAUUCGAGGGCCUCCAGGACCUCCAGGUCCACCUGGGCCGCCAGGAAUCGGAUCAUCAUCAGAAAAUUCUAACGAGUCAAGUAAGAAAACAUUUAGUGGUGGCGAAUGUACUUGUAAUGCGACAACCAUCCUUAAUUUAUUAAAACGUGAUAUUGAUUUCGGCGAAUCGAUAAGAGGCCCUCCCGGAACACCAGGUAAAGACGGCAAGGGUGGAGUUCCUGGACUAACGGGAGUUACUGGUGCCACAGGAGAACGCGGAUUGCCCGGUCCAAAAGGUGACCGCGGCGAACGUGGUGACACCGGUGCUCGUGGUCCAGAAGGACUCCAAGGCAACAAAGGAGAACCUGGACUGGACGGUGUGCCAGGUAUCCAAGGUCCACCAGGGCCUCCAGGUUCUCCUGGAAUCCCCGAAAAUUAUGAUGUAAGUUCAUUGCUUUAUUUACAUCUUAAUCAAUUAAUUUUCAAUGAAUAUUUAACUUUAUCGAAUAUUAAUCAUAACUAA